Molecule: messenger RNA, 1884 nt
Organism: Pestalotiopsis fici W106-1
Lineage: Eukaryota; Fungi; Ascomycota; Sordariomycetes; Amphisphaeriales; Sporocadaceae
Exons: 6
Coding region: 1-1884 (627 amino acids)
Source: RefSeq, a predicted model, not a curated record
AUGACGACAGAACUUUCCGACAGAUCGGAGUAUCUUAACUCACGGCCACGACACCCCCCCAGCGAAGCUAUCCGUUUUGUCGAAACUAGAAUGGUCGUCGCAGGGCAACCUGAUGCCGUGUAUUGCGAAUCACUGGACACAUACGUUUCCGUUCCUGAGGCAAAGAAGCAAGAUCAAAUAAGUGCCGAGCUAUGGAAACAAGCCGAUUCCGAAAUGGAGAAAUUGUUUGAACUGCUGGAAAAGGUCCAAGUCAAGCUGUCAAAGAAGGGAAUGCAGCAGUCGCCUCAGAGUAUCCGAAGCUGUCGCUGGGAAGACGUCUUGAGUCAAGUUCAAGAUACCGCUGCACAGUGGUCAACAACCCCAAAUCGGACGUCCCAGGCGAUGCUUUGUAUCAGCAAGGUCGGAAGGAACUCUGCGGUCUUUGAAAGCUGGCUAGGAUUGCUGCCAGACGGGGACUAUGGAGCAAGUCUAUGCGGAGUUUUCAAACUCGCGAUAGGGGCUGCCGGCCGGUACGUCAAAAUCGAGGAGGCAGUAUUUAGCGCACUUGCAGAUAUUCCCGAGAUCAUUCAAGGUGCACAGAAUUAUGUCAGAAUAUAUGCCGGUCGUCAGGACCAGUUACUCGAGAGAAAAACAUUUGAUCUUUUCCUGGCCGUUUUGAGAGCUCUCACCCACAUCAUGCAGUUCUUUGCAGACGGGGGCCUGAAGAAAACGAUGCAAUCGACAUUGAAGCAGUCUGCUUACAAGGCCGAAUUGAUUGAAAGCAUCAACGAGAUCCGGAGACAAGCUUCUAGGAUCAAAGAGGAGGCAGAUCAAUGUUUGGCCUGGGCAGUUCGUGACAGCAACCUGGCCAUCAAAGAUGUAAAACAAACAGGCAACGAAGUGUUGAAAGCACUGCAAAGAUUGCUUGAGGAAAGCAUACCUGCACGGCACGAAUACACUGCAUCGCAGCUUGAAGCCAUGAACUCGAGGCUUGGAGUCUUGGAACAGCGCAGCUCGUUGAUGAUAGAGAGCGGUCCAACUGACAGGAUAAAUCAGACCACUAACGCGGCCUCAUUUGCCCGGAAUGCAAACUCGCGCCCUAGCGUGGAAGAUAUGACCAAAUUUGCUCACAGCAUUCUAGACGCCAUCAGAUAUGAUCCAAAUGUCAUCGAAAGAGACCUGGAGAGGUCCGUUGGGAUUGGUGAGCGGUUGGAAGAAGGCGAAAAGGCUCGAGCGGCCGCCAUGAUACGGCACAGUGAAUACAAAGCAAUGAUGGUAGAGACCUCAGCCUCGACUUCUCUGCUCGUCAACGGAAGAAAAGAUCUGGCAGCGGCUGAAAGCAUAUCGUCCUUGACCUAUGUCGCUGGAAGUCUUGUGCGAGCCUCGCGUGACGCGGGUUCGAUUUAUUUGAUGGCGUAUUUCUGCGACUUCCAUCGGCCUAGCUUUGAGCCGUCGACCGAGGCGUCGUCUUUCGGGAUCGUGGCGAGCUUUGCGGGGCAGCUGCUGAGCCAAAUGCUGCAUAGAGACGUCCAGAUGGAUCUUUCGUUUUUCGAGACUCGCGACUGGCAUCGCCAUGCGAACAUGAAGCUCGACACCCUUUGGAAGCUUUUGCGACAGCUCAUCAGCCAGUUGCCCGAGGAAAGCGUCUUGAUUUGCGUCAUUGAUGAAAUCACUCGAUACGAGACGAGUGCCUUGUAUCAGGACACUGAGAAGGUGGUGAGGCGAUUGACGCGGCUCGUGGGAAACAGUGAGUCUAUUGUCUUCAAACUGCUUCUCACGUGUCAUGAUCGAGCUUUGGGUGUAUCUCAGUACUUCAAAGGUUGCACCAUUGACCUGGAUGCUGAGGCGGAGCCAGACGACUCAUCGGCAUGGUGGAUGCGGUCGGCUCAGCGCCAAGGUGCUUGA